This is a messenger RNA of Silurus meridionalis, 3101 nucleotides long. It is a transcript of the gene ptena, whose product is annotated as phosphatase and tensin homolog A. Bases 85 to 1365 code for a protein of 426 amino acids. The record is from RefSeq and is a predicted model, not a curated record. Gene Ontology annotation, biological process: protein dephosphorylation; negative regulation of cell population proliferation; phosphatidylinositol 3-kinase/protein kinase B signal transduction. Gene Ontology annotation, molecular function: inositol-1,3,4,5-tetrakisphosphate 3-phosphatase activity; phosphatidylinositol-3,4-bisphosphate 3-phosphatase activity; phosphatidylinositol-3,4,5-trisphosphate 3-phosphatase activity. NCBI's taxonomy places the organism in Eukaryota, Metazoa, Chordata, Actinopteri, Siluriformes, Siluridae. Gene Ontology annotation, cellular component: nucleus; cytosol; cell projection. The transcript has 9 exons.
GUAUCUUGUGAACACACGCGUGCACACGGUGGACAGACGUGUUUCUCUGAACAGAAUCGUGUUGGCGUGAACUUGGGAAGCGUCAUGGCGUUCAUUAAGCAGAUUGUGAGCCGCGAAAAGAGACGAUACCAGGAAGAUGGAUUCGAUCUGGACCUCACCUAUAUUUACCCAAACAUCAUCGCUAUGGGUUUUCCAGCGGAGAGACUGGAGGGGGUUUACCGCAACAACAUAGACGAUGUCGUACGGUUUUUGGACUCAAAACACAAAAACCACUACAAAAUCUAUAACCUAUGUGCAGAGCGACACUAUGACACGGCCAAAUUUAACUGUCGGGUGGCUCAGUACCCGUUUGAAGACCACAACCCCCCUCAGCUGGAGCUCAUAAAGCCGUUUUGUGAGGAUCUGGACCAGUGGCUCUCUGAGGACGAGAACCAUGUCGCAGCCAUCCACUGCAAAGCGGGAAAAGGCCGCACGGGGGUGAUGAUUUGUGCCUACCUGUUGCAUCGUGGGAAAUUUCUGGAACCUCAGGAAGCUCUGGAUUUCUAUGGAGAAGUGAGGACCAGGGACAAGAAGGGUGUGACAAUCCCGAGUCAGAGGAGGUACGUGCACUAUUACAGCUUCCUGCUGAAGAACCAUCUGGACUACAAACCUGUGGCUCUGCUGUUCCACAAGAUGGUGUUUGAGACCUUGCCUAUGUUCAGCAGCGGCACCUGCAACCCUCAGUUUGUUGUGUACCAGCUGAAGGUAAAGAUUCACACCUCGAACCCGACUCACACGAGGCGAGAGGACCGAGACAUUCAUUUCGACUUCCCUCAGCCUCUUCCUGUUUGUGGAGACAUCAAAGUGGAGUUCUUCCACAAACCAAACAAAAUGAUGAAGAAGGAUAAGAUGUUCCACUUCUGGGUGAACACGUUCUUCAUCCCAGGGCCGGACGAGAGCGGAGAGAAAGUGGAGAAUGGCUCGGCCAUGAACGACAGCGACAGCCACUCAUCCAAUCAGAGCCAGAGCUCUCCUCCUGAGCGGGAUAGAGGGAUGAGUGGAGGAGAGAGGGAGAGAGACAGGGAGCGAGAUAAAGAGAGAGAUGGAGAGAGGGAUUAUCUGAUCCUGAUGCUGACCAAGAACGACCUGGAUAAAGCCAAUAAAGACAAAGCGAACAGAUACUUCUCUCCUAACUUCAAGGUGAAGCUGUUUUUCACUAAGACGGUGGACGAGUCAUCGAACUCUGAGGCGAGCACGUCCACCUCCGUGACUCCGGACGUCAGUGAUAACGAGCCGGAUCAUUACCGCUACUCAGACACCACCGACUCGGACCCCGAGAACGAACCGUUUGACGAGGAACAGCACACCCAGAUCACGAAAGUCUGAACACUUCUCUCUCUUUCUCUCUCUCUCACACACACACACACACACACACACACACACACACACACACAUUCAGCUACCUAUAAUAGACAUGGACAUAAAAACAGCCAACCAACACCAGACGAGAAAAAAAAAAGGAGAAAACUUGAAAAAUGUACUGAAGAGAAAAGGACCUGCCCACGUCGCCGUCACGUCGCUGUCACGUCGCUCUCACGUCUGCUCUCCUGACCAAUCUCUGCUCCUCUUCUUAUUAUUAAUAUUAUUAUUAUUAUUAUUAUUAUUAUUCAGAUAUCGACCCCAUUGGCUGAGGCGAGUGGGCGGGUCCUGUAGCUACUCUGUAUAUAUAUCUAUAUAUAAAUAUAAAUCUAUAUAAAAAUCCAGUUUUGUGUCAGACGAUUAAAAACUCGGCAAUCAGGCGAGGAGAGGAGGAGCGGGACGGACGAAGAGACGCCCUCACCACACUCGUUUAUUUCUGCGUCGUUCUUCUCAUCCUCUCCUUUCUCUUCACCCAGGCCAGUGCUGCAGUCGCCAAUCGCUCCCUCCAUCUACCCUCUUCCUCACUCCCUUGUGAAAUCCCGCCCUUCCACUCUCCCUCCUUUCUUUUAUCUCUAUUUUUCUCCUCUAUGUGGGCGUGUCCUGAUAAUCAGUACGAUGUUUCCGCUGAGACACGAGUUGUGAUGUCAUAAUCGGAGUGUCUGCCACCCCCCCAAACACACACUCCCACUCAUAAAUCUAAAACAAUUCAUUUAUCAUUGCAAUUUUUCAUAUUAAACCACAGAUUUUCUCCCUAAUUUAUUCAUCAGCACCACCAGGGGGCAGAGCCUCACUCUGAUCGCACCACACAAAAACGGCUGCCCUAAAGGUAAAUGUAUACAUCAUUCAGGAACCAAAAGAGCAACAUGAAAAGGAUGAACGAUGCACGUGACUUUAAAGUCAUGCGUUGCUAGGCAACCGGAAAAUGUUUACUAGGUAGUAAAUAGCUAGCUAUUAAUUGGGCUCAUUAAAUGUUUUAAACUGACAAUGUACAGGCAAAGUGAUGGAAUAAUCCGGAACAUCAAUAUUUAUACCAGAGAUUUACAAAAAAAAAGCACUAAAACAAAAUCAUGUAAUCGAUAACGACACUCGUUUACUUGCUGAGCGUAGAAUUUGAUGUUAUAGGGGCGGAGCUAAAAAUCAGUCAUCAUUGGUUCUGCAUGUCAGGGAUUGACCUUCAGCUUUUUAGCCACCUCCUGUUGAUGUCAUGUCUAAUUAAACCCCACCCCUUUUCUGAGGUCACCCAAACGAUCUGUUAAACUCCGCCCCUUUUCUUUUGUGUCAUGGACGCAGUUGUUCCUUUGAUUGACGUAAAUCAGCACACGCCCACUUCCCUUACUGUGAACGCUUCUCGUGCUGUCCGCAACACCCGUCCUACUCGACCUUUGACCCUUCCCUUUUUUGCGCUGUGAACUAUGAAUUCUGGGAUUUGUAGUUCCUCUUCCUCGCCCCCUCGCUGUGUAUAAUGUUAAAACUUUUGCAGAAGAGAAGAAAACCCAUGUAAUUGUCCAUUGUUUUUUUGUUUUUUUUUUUAUCCUAAGAUAAUAAAUCUAUAUAAAUAUAUCUAUAUAUAAUACACAGAAGCGCAGGGAACCAGUGUUUGCAAUAAUGUUAACACUCAACAUUUAAAGGACAAACUGGUGUGCAUGUUAUAUUGGAGUUAGUGUACAUGUUUAAUAAAUGCUAUACAAUGUGUUUUUAUUAAA